Ruditapes philippinarum (Manila clam) is the source of this 500-nucleotide messenger RNA. RefSeq lists its product as uncharacterized. The record is from RefSeq and is a predicted model, not a curated record. Lineage: Eukaryota; Metazoa; Mollusca; Bivalvia; Venerida; Veneridae.
GUGUUGCCGGUGCACUUUUUCACCAUUGGUGGCGGUGUUGUUUGUGCUCUAUAUCUGUUGACGAUGGCGUCUUACAAGGACACAAGUUUAUCCCAGUAUUCCCAAGCAGAUAUUUCGCCCAGUGAAAAAGCUCCAAUAUACAUUUCCCCAACACGAACUGACUUACAAAAACAGAAAAUGCCUGAAGCUAAACCAAAACUGUUGGAGGAAUAGAUAGUGAAGAGCAUUGGUCCAUUAUGAGUGCUUUUGGUUGUUUAUUUUAUUUUUCUCAACUCAAAAUUAAACCGGUACAUAAAGACUUUUCAAGACUGAUAUUCUAUGAUAAAUAUUACCUCAUGUUAUAUUUUGGCAUUGACAUGAAUUUAUCUUUUGAGUUUUAUUUUAUAUUUCAAAAAGCUUAAAAUUAGGAUUUGAAUGUGUGAAAGUUAAAAGAACAACAUUUAUAAGAUUUUUGAAAGGUUUUGUUGAAAACAGACUUGAUGAAUAAAUAUUUGUAAAAA